GCUUUUUCGCUACUGUCAUCUCUUUAAACCCACAAUCACCACCGAUUCUCUGCAACCCAAACACACCUCCAUUUCUCGAUCAACAAAGUACAGAUUGAAUCAACCAAGAAAAAUGGCGACGAAGAAGAGCGUCGGAUCGUUGAAGGAAGCAGAUCUGAAGGGGAAGAGAGUUUUCGUGAGAGUGGAUCUGAACGUGCCGUUGGACGAUAACUUCAACAUCACCGACGAUACCAGAAUUAGGGCCGCCGUACCAACUAUCAAGUACUUGAUCGGAAACGCCGCUAAAGUUAUCCUCUCCUCUCACCUCGGGCGUCCGAAAGGCGUGACACCAAAGUACAGCUUAAAGCCGCUUGUGCCUAGACUAUCCGAACUUCUUGGACUUGAGGUCAAGAUGGCUAAUGAUUGUAUCGGUGAAGAAGUUGAGAAGUUGGUGGCUGGAUUACCUGAGGGUGGUGUUAUUCUGCUCGAGAAUGUUAGGUUUUACAAAGAAGAGGAGAAGAACGAGCCAGAGUUUGCAAAGAAGCUUGCAUCCCUCGCAGACUUGUACGUUAACGAUGCCUUUGGAACUGCACAUAGAGCUCAUGCUUCAACCGAGGGUGUUGCCAAAUACUUGAAGCCUUCUGUUGCUGGUUUCCUUAUGCAGAAGGAGCUGGAUUAUCUAGUUGGAGCUGUGUCCAAUCCCAAGAAGCCAUUUGCUGCCAUUGUCGGUGGCUCAAAGGUUUCCAGCAAGAUUGGUGUUAUAGAGUCAUUGUUAGAGAAGGUAGAUGUACUUUUGCUCGGUGGAGGGAUGAUUUUCACCUUCUACAAAGCACAAGGACUUGCCGUGGGUUCGUCACUUGUGGAGGAAGACAAGCUUGAUCUUGCUACUUCACUAUUGGAGAAAGCCAAGGCAAAGGGUGUCUCUCUCUUACUUCCUUCUGAUGUAGUCAUCGCUGACAAGUUUUCUCCUGAUGCUAACAGCAAAAUUGUACCAGCAUCCGAAAUUCCCGAUGGCUGGAUGGGACUAGAUAUCGGCCCAGAUAGUAUUAAAACAUUCAGCGAAGCUUUGGACACUACCAAGACAAUCAUCUGGAACGGACCAAUGGGUGUGUUUGAGUUCGAGAAGUUUGCAGCUGGAACAGAGGCUAUUGCCAAGAAAUUGGCUGAACUUGGUGACAAGGGUGUGACGACAAUUAUCGGAGGAGGUGAUUCAGUUGCCGCUGUUGAGAAGGUUGGUCUGGCGGAGAAGAUGAGCCAUAUUUCGACCGGAGGUGGUGCCAGCUUGGAACUUCUCGAAGGGAAACCACUUCCGGGAGUUCUUGCCCUUAAUGAUGCUUGAGCAAAGUCUAAAUGAUUGCUUAAGCAAAUGUUAAUUGUUGCUUUAAGCGAACUGUUGCUUCUAUGGCUCAUUUUUUGCCUGUUUUUCGCAGUUGUGUUUUUAGUCUCGUUUUUUACCGGGGUGUAUUGCGUAAUAGAACUGGGUUUUGUAGAGUGGUGGAUCAAAUAUUCAAUAAGCGCUACUACCGUGACUUUUGAAUGGCAAUAAUAAAUUCUCCAUUUUGUUUAUCGA
Molecule: messenger RNA, 1549 nt
Organism: Erythranthe guttata (spotted monkey flower)
Lineage: Eukaryota; Viridiplantae; Streptophyta; Magnoliopsida; Lamiales; Phrymaceae
Source: RefSeq, a predicted model, not a curated record